Messenger RNA from Scaptodrosophila lebanonensis, 3501 nucleotides. It is a transcript of the gene sals, whose product is annotated as DNA ligase 1. Bases 530 to 3400 code for a protein of 956 amino acids. Lineage: Eukaryota; Metazoa; Arthropoda; Insecta; Diptera; Drosophilidae. The transcript has 10 exons. Gene Ontology annotation, molecular function: actin binding. The record is from RefSeq and is a predicted model, not a curated record.
CCUGUGUGCGUGUGUUAAGAGGCGCAAAAAUAAUAAAAUCGAAUAAAAUAACAAUGAUAGCAACAAAAUAGCAACAGAAAACAAAAAGCUAAUGAGCGCAAGCAUUUAUAAAUAACACACUAAAUGAAACAUAGUCGCCAAAUAUAUCCGAAUUGAAAAUAUAGUAUGUGUGUGUAUAAUUUUUAAACAGCUGUUGCUCAUCGUUGUCGGCCGAGCAUUUUAAAUAAAUAGCACAACAAUUUCUGAAACGAAUACAAAAUAAAAUAAAAAACCAGUAUAAAAAUAUACACAAACGACACUCAGAAGAACGAGCGCCAACAAGAAGUACUUUUGGAAAAGUGCGAGUGCGCUAAUGUGCAAAGUUUUGUGCUUUUUUUCAUCAAAAUUCGCGCAGCGCUGCACAAAACAUAGAAAAUUAUUUAAAAAGUGUGUGUAAAUAGAAAAAACACGCGACGAGAUUUCGCCCCUCCGGAGAAUUAACAGUUGAGAGCAGUUAACGGCAACAACAACAACAACAGUAGCAACAAAAAUGCCCUUUGUGACGCCUCGAAGCGCGACAAGUACCGGCAACAGUGCGGGGAGUGGUGCUGCUGGCGGACGCACCACAUUUCGCCCACCCUGGGUGAAGGAGGAUGCUACAACAACAACAACAACUGCUGCUGCCAAACCUUGGGCCAAAAAGGCAACUGCAAGUGCAGUGCAGAAGGAAAAUGGUGAAAAGCCCGCAGCCACCACAACCAACAGCACAACAACGGCUGCGAGCAAAACUAAAGCAGGCAGCAACAGCAGCAGCACCACCUCCCCCAGCAGCACCACCACAGCAAAGACAGCCGCCGCCAAAACGACUGAGCCGGUGAAGAAAGUGUUGGAGCCCAUCAAGAAAACCACCACAGCGGCGGGCGCGGCAAAGAAGCCCUCGGAGCCGCUUAAAAAGGCGCCAGAAGUGGCGGCUAAAAAAGUGGCGCCCAAUAGCAGCUCAGCAGUGGCAACAAAAAAGCCCACCACUGUGGCGGCCAGUAAGAAGAAGGCGCCCACACCGCCGCCCGAAUCAUCGUCCGAAGAAGAAGAGGAAACCGAUGAGGAAGAGGAGGAGACCGAAGAAGAAGUAACCGAGGAGGAAACCGAAACAGAGGAGGAAAGCGAAGAGGAGGAGGAGGAGAGCAGCGAUGACGAUGACGAUAACGAUAGCAGCGCCACGAAAAAGAAUGUGCCCGAGCAUGUGAAGAAGGCCGCCCAACUGCGUCCCACAACGGUCAACAAGCGUGCGGAGGAGCAGGAAAGUGAGUUGAAACAGCGUUUCACAAUAGAAAAGCCAAAAUUGCGCGCGGUGACGGUCAAGCGCGAUAAAUCGAUGAAAAAGGUGAUCGAUGACGAUGACGAGGCCGAAGAGGGUGAGACAGAGGAGGAGCGGGAACGUAGGCUGCGUUUUAAGCUUGAGAAACCGCAAUUACGGCAUGUUAAACGUGAGGAGAAACCCUUGCCUAGCAAGAGUACCGAUAAUUUACUGAAACUGAGACCCGCACUCAAAAAGGUGCCCAAAAUUGAUGAAAUACUCAAAGAACCCAAAGAAGAACCCAAGCCCGAAUUCAAGACCAAAACUUUGCGCAAGGCACCCUCUAUAAAGCGAGAGCCGAGCAUUAAAAAUGUUCCUGCGCCCCCGCCCCUGCCCUCGUUAGUGCCCAAGGCGCCCCCACCACCGCCGCCCCCAUUGACGGCAGGCGAGAAGCGCGAACUGACCGAAACCCAGAAGGCAGCGCUCGAAAAGCUCAAAACGCGCCCACGCCGUCGUCCCGACUGGUCCGAGAUGAUGAAGGAAGUGGAGAGCGGCAAGAAGCUGCGACACGUGGCAUGCAAUGACAGAUCUCAGCCUAUACUGACUUGCAAAUCGAUGACUAAAGUGGAUGAUAAAUUCAUCUAUGAGACAGAGAAGGAUAAUUCACACAACAAGCUGCUUAAACAGAUUCAGGGUGGCAUUAAAUUGCGGCCCACACGGACAAAUGAUCGCAGCAAACCCAUUUUGGAGGGUCUACGAAAGUUCCGACGUCAAAUGACCAUCGAGGAACAGCUCCAGAAGUCCCAGUCCAAAAUAAAUAUGCUCAGUGAGGCACCGUCGAGCACGAAUUUGGGGCCAGCGAGUGUCGCUGGUGGUGCGCCACGUGCCAGCAUUGUCUCUGCGAUGUCGAUUGAUGAGGAAAGUCCCGACGAGUUGGACGACAUUGACAAGAUACGGGAUGAUCUGCAGAGCACAAAACAAAUGCUGGCGCUGGAGCUGCGAAAUCGUGAGGCCCAGGAGCGUGAGAACAAGAAGCUGUUGGCCAAAAUACGAACGCUCGAAACGGAGCUGGAGCGGGAGAAGAGCCGUGAAAAGAAUCUGGAGUAUGGCUCCAAUGUAAUUGUGGCCACCAUGGACCCCACACCCACAUCGGAGCAGGCGUAUGUGAAUUCGCUGAAGCGCGAGGUGGAGGAUGCGCGCAAGACGUCCAAGGAAGUGGAGAAAAACUAUCACGCGACAAGCGACUUGCUCGUGGAGGCCAAAACGGAAAUCGAGGAACAAAAGCGCCAGAUACAACUGUUGGAGCGCAAAUUGGCAGCCGCUUUGCAGGGUAAUACGACACCAAGCACUAACAGACCGCAUAUUAGUAUUUGCUUUGCUUACGACGACGACGACUACGACGAGGCCCAUCAUAACAUUGGCGGGAUGGGUAAUCACGGCCUCUACAAGGGUGGCGGCUCAUUGGAUGGCUCGAGACGUGCCAGCGAUGCGCAUUUCGGACGUGACAGUUCACCGGAGCUCGAGCUGGAGCUAAGUGAAAGCGAUCCGGACGAGCCGGAGGAGAAGAAGACCGAGAGACGUGAACGCCGGUUGGGCAAGGAAGUGAAAGUGCUGCGCAGCAAGCUGACCAAGCUGAAGGUUAAGCAGGAGGCAGCCAAGAAGGAGAAGGAUGCACUUAAACAGGCCAUGAAAAAGAAUCAUGUCAUACUCAAGGAGGAGAACAAGAAAUUCAAAAAAUUGGAAAAGGAAGUGCAAAAAAUGGCUGCGUCGAUGAAACUGGACGAGGACGACGAAGAUGGCGAGGAGAAGGAGGAGGAAGAGGAGCCAGAAGGCGAACACGAAAGCGAAGCGGAGACCGCCAGCGAAUCCGAGGAGUCGGAAAGUGAAGAGAGCGAAGAGGAGACGGGCAGUGAAUCGGAGGCAGAGGAUUCGCCAAACUCAGCCAAGAAGACAAAUCUGGAGCCGCGCGUUAAGAAGCACGAAAGCCGCUUCGCAGCUAUGAAGAAGUGCAAUGUACUGUUGCAGGCCAAUGUGGACAAUUUGCAGGAUCAAAUUUCACAAGUCAGAUCCCGGGCGACAAAUCUGCAGGACGAACUAGACGCGGUUAUUGCCGAUUUGGGUUUCUAGGUGCUACGUGUGUUUUGUUUUCUAUUUUUUCUGUUAAACCACAAAGUUUGCGUAGUGUUCCUUUUGAAUGUAUUUAAAAAUAUAUAUAGAAUAAUUAAAUA